Molecule: messenger RNA, 815 nt
Organism: Impatiens glandulifera
Lineage: Eukaryota; Viridiplantae; Streptophyta; Magnoliopsida; Ericales; Balsaminaceae
Product: B3 domain-containing protein Os01g0723500-like
Exons: 3
Coding region: 1-705 (234 amino acids)
Molecular function (GO): DNA binding
Source: RefSeq, a predicted model, not a curated record
AUGAAGAAUGGAGAUGAUCAUUUCAGCUUCUUCAACAUCAUUCUACCUGGCCAAACAAAGUUUGAUACAAUGAGACUCCCACAACGCUUCACCAAAAAAUUUGCAAAAAACUUGCCCCAAGAUGCAACCCUUAGAGGUCCUUAUGGCAAGAUUUGUCCCGUGAAACUGAGGAAAGAUUGCGAGGGUUAUUUAAGGAUUGUAGAUGGGUGGGAACUGUUUUACGAAGACUGCCGCUUUGAAGGUGGGGAAUUCACGGUCUUCACUUACGAUGGAAACUCGCACUUCGAGGUGCGAGUGUUCGAAAUGAGUGGAAUAGAGAGAAUGGGGCAAUUUCAUGGAGAAUGUUCUAACAAUAUUAAGAAUAACAAAGUACAAAAGAUUGAUGAUGCUGUGAUGUUGGAGAAAGCUGGAAUCAAACCCCCUUAUCUUGUAAAACGUUUGAUGAGCUACCAUUGCGUCAAAGUCUUCGUUCUGAAUUUUUCCAAUUGCUCAGCCACGGAACAUUUACCUAGCAAAAGAGCAACCGUAGUUCUACUAAAUAAGGAGGGAAGAUCAUGGGAUGUGACCUAUAUUCCAAAGAAGAACCAAUCAACCUUCUCCCGAGGUUGGGUCCAUUUCGUGAAUGACAACGGUCUCAAGGAGGGUGAUUUGUGCGUAUUCGAGAUUCUCUCACAGUAUGAAAUUCGGGUCCAUGUGUUUCCUUAAUAAUUAAUUAAUUAGCUAGGUAUAGCCUAAGUAAUUAAGUUAUGUUUAAUUAGUAUAUAUAUGUACGUAUCAAAGUAUAUAUGGUCAUUUGUGUUAUGUUUAUGACAAUU